GAGGUUGUGCCAGUGUCAGUGGCGUUCCUCAUUCUUGACUAACCAAACAACACACAGUGAGAUGAGGCGGACAACAUUCACAAACACCAGUACUCCGGCGUUUCUUUUCCAUCAUGCUGACACAGAACGCGCGCAUUUGGUGUUGUUUUGAAGCUUGAUAUUAUUUGGUGACCCGCAAUUCCUCCGCUCUCCUGCGUAUCUGUGAACAAAUGUGCAUUUUUUGCACGUGUUAGAUACAGAUUGUUUGACGCGAGCUGGAUAAGUGAGAGAAGUUAGGAACCGGCGGUGCUUUUUAACUUGUUGCGCGGUGAUGCAAGUGUCCUCUUGCGCAAGAGAAUGAUUCAUGAGCCAGUUAUUAUACAUAGCAUUUGUUCUUCGAGCUGUGUGACUGGUAAAAGUUGCUUUAGGAUGGGCUCAAGGAACGAGAUCCAUUCUCAAUCUGCCGUACAGCCUGCGCAAUUAAGUUAAAUUGGACUACCGGAGCUACCCACAUCCACAGACCCAUAUCAAGAGUUGGAUGUGGAUGUUCUUGGGUUCAAAUACAGAGUGAAAUAAUACUGAUUUCCCAACAACUAAUCCUGAUACUGGAGAUGUCGGAGUCCUACGAGGACGGGGUGUGCGGGGAUGGAGCUCCGGACUUCAUCCCACCGAGAGCGAUUCGAUCAGGCCGGCGGAGUGGACUCGGCGUGCCGCUGGUGGAGCGCGAUGAGGCGGCUCUCCUAGAGUCGGUGAAAGCGGCGCCGAGGAGGAGCAGCAUCAUUAAGGAUCCUUCAGUGGCCAAGGUCAGUGGAGGGAGAAAGAAAACUGUUUCCUUCAGCAGUAUGCCAUCAGAAAAGAAGGUGAGCAGUGCUGCAGAUUGCCUUGCCUUCAUGCAGGGUGGCUGCGAGCUAAAGAAGGUGCGACCCAACUCGCGCAUCUACUCGAGAUUCUACACUCUGGAUCCUGAGCUGGCCUGCCUCCGUUGGGAACCCUCCAAGAAAGAUGGUGACCGAGCUCGACUUGACAUCUCCGCUAUCCGUGAGGUCCGCACAGGGAAAAGCACAGAGACCUUUCUCCACAAUGGCCCAUCUGAUCACCUUGCUGAAGAAGCAGCCUUCUCCAUCAUUCACGGUGACGAGUAUCAGUCCCUGGACCUGGUUGCUCUCUCUGCCGAUGUGGCCAACAUCUGGGUGACAGGGUUGCGGUACCUGUUGUCUCACCCUGGUUCCAUUGGUGGAGGGAGUGGAGGGGAUGGAGGGGUGGGAGAAGGCAGUAUUGGGAACAAAAUGAGGCAGAACUGGUUGGUGGCUGAGUUUGCUCUCGUUGAUGAAGAUGGUCACGGAUUUGUGUCUGAGGACACAGCAGUGGCCACCAUCUGUAAACUCUGCCCUGGCAUUAGGGAAGCAAAGGUGCGAUUGCGCUUUAAGGAGAUUCAGCGGAGCAAAGAGAAGCUAACCUCUCAUGUUACACUGGAAGAAUUCCAGGAGGCCUACUGCGAGUUGUGUACGCGACCUGAUGUCUAUUUCUUGCUAGUGCAACUCUCAAAAGACAGAGAGUGCCUUGAUGCCCAAGACCUGCGUCUUUUCCUAGAGACUGAGCAAGGUCUACCAUUGGCCACCACUGAGGGCUGCUUGGAGCUUCUUCGCCGCUUUGAACCCUCUACAGCUGGGCGUGAACGAGGUCUACUGGGCUUGGACGGGUUUACCCGCUACCUACAGUCAGCUGAGUGCCAGUUAUUAGACCCUGAGCACCAGAAUGUGUGCCAGGACAUGAAGAUGCCCCUAUCUCAUUAUUUCAUCAGUGCCUCCUACCGCUCCUACCUGCUGGAUGACCAAGUGCAUGGCCGAGCUGAUCUUGGGGGUCUCAUUCGAGCCCUGCAGGCUGGCUGUCGGUGUCUGGAGUUUGGGGUUACCGAUGGGCCAGAAGGGGAGCCAUUAUUGGGUGUAGACCAUGGUACAGAUGGAAAGCAUCAUCACCACCACCAUCAUCAGCACCACCAUCACCAUCAUGGUUCUGUUACUUUGCGCAGUGCCCUGGAAGUAGUCAACAAGUAUGCUUUUCUCACCUCCCAGUAUCCUCUGCUGCUGUAUCUAUGCCAGCGUUGCUCACCUUCCCAGCAACGUACUCUUGCACAACACCUAAAAAAAGUUUUUGGACCCAAGCUCUAUACCCCUGAAUCUCUGCCUGUCAGUCUGGGAGGUCGUGCAACCACUUUGCCCUCUCCAGAGCAGCUGAAGGGAAAGGUGCUUCUUGUAGGAAAGAAGCUGCCCCCCGAAGAGGAAGGUUCUGAAGGAGAGGUAUCUGAGGAGGAUGAGGAGAUUGGUGGUGGUGGUCCUCUGGCUGGCAGAAGGAUGACUAUCCCUGGGGAAGAGGAACUGGGGGUGGUUCUUGUUGUUCCCCCGCCCCCACAGCCAAGGCGCCUCCGAUUGCGGCGUGAAUUGUCUGAUCUCGUCGCGGUUGCUCGUAUUGGAAGUCGCAACUUUUAUGCUCACCGGACGAGUGCACAGCCAUCCCAACAGCAUUCCCCCCUCUCCACUCCAUCUACACCAGGUACACCUAUGACCCUUGACCCCCCUUACUGGACCCUGUGCUCUCUUGGGGAGGGAGAGGCAGGACGGCUGGCCAGUGAGAGCCCAGAGGAGCUGGUGAACUUUACCAAGCGCAAUCUAACUCGUGUGCGGCCCAGCUCUGUAAGGCUAGACUCUAGCAACCCAAACCCACAAGGCUACUGGAAAGGAGGUGUGCAACUGGUGGCACUCAACCAGCAGACACCAGGUGCCAUGCUAGACUUGACCCGUGGCCGUUUUAUGCAGAAUGGUGGCUGUGGGUAUGUUCUUCGUCCAGCAGUCAUGCGAGAGGAGGUUUCCUACUUCAGUGCCCAGUCACAAGGCUGCGUGCCUGGUGUACCACCACAAACACUCAGGGUGAAGGUCAUUAGUGCUCAUAGUCUACCCAAGCCACAAGGCUCUGGUGCCAAAGGUGAGGUCAUUGACCCAUAUGUGGUGCUGGAGCUGCAUGGAGUGCCUGCAGACUGCACAGAGCAGAGAACUCGCACUGCUGCCCAGAACCAGGAUGACCCACUGUUUGACGAGACCUUUGAGUUCCAGGUGAACAUGCCUGAACUAGCCCUGCUGCGUUUCGUUGUUCUGGAUGAUGAUUAUAUAGGUGAUGACUUCAUUGGCCAGUACACCAUUGCUUUUGAGUGUCUACAACCUGGAUACCGAAAUGUGCCCCUGCUGGGCCUCGCUGGAGACCCUUUGCCCCACGGCAGCCUGUUUGUACACAUCGCCAUCACUAACCGCAGAGGUGGGGGAAAGGCCCAGAGACGGGGUCUGUCCGUCAGGAGAGGAGCACGGCGUGGACGAGAGUACGUCACUCUGCGUAACACAGGAAUCAAAGUGCUGGAUGACACUUUCCGCCCAGCCAGCGGACCUCUGCGAGAAGCUACAGACCUGCGAGAGGAUGCACUGAGCGCCACAGUGGCUUUUAAAGAGCAGUGUGGGCUCCCCCCGAUGGCCACACUGAAGCAGUGCAUUCAGAGCUUAGCCACGAGGCUGCAGAGUCCAGAUGGGACCCCAUGUGCCACACUCACUCUGAAGGAAGGUUACCCAUGCCUGGAACCGGUGGGAAACUUGACUGAUGCCACUCGUAAACUGCUAAAUGGUUAUGACACGAUCAUCUCUUCCAACAAACAGCUGAUAGAAAAUGCAGAUGGAGUGCAUGAGAGAAUCGCACAAGUGCAGAAGGAAGGAAUGGUGUUUCAUGAAGACCUGGCCAGGUUGGGAGAAAAGGAAAAUCUAAAAGGCCGUAAACAAAGUAAAGCUGUGGAAAGUUUCGCUUGGAACAUCACUGUUCUGAAGACGAAAGGGAGAAAGGCUUCUGUUGUUUUGAAAUUCUAUCUUGCAAACGGUCAGUGUGACCUCCUGCGCAGUGCUAAGCUAGAUGCUUUGGAUACAUUGAGGCAGCUGGCUUUGGCCUGUGAGGUGUCCGGCCUGAUCUUGACCUCUGACGGUCAUUACACCCCUCAUGGCCUGUCCUCCAGACGUGGCAGUAGCCAUGGCAAUGGUCGCAUCUGAGCCCCAGAGACACGCAUAGGCAUUGAGAGAGCAUUUAUUCAUAGGUGAAUGAAUGGUUGAUUGUUGAACAGACAGAGAUACAGGUGUCUCAGAUGGACAGAUGCUAUUCGGGACAUUUGUCCUUUAUUGAAGUGGGUGCUUGUUCUAGCUCAGCAUUGACCAGAUGUUAUUUGAGGACAAAAUAAGGAAUUUUCUUAUCAAGACAUACUGAAUGAAGGACGUAAAAGGAAUUAAAGCGAAUUCCUCAGCGAUAUUAAAUGACUGAUGUCAACAGUGUAGAUUUCGCUGGAAUGAAAAACGUUCCUGCAAUACUCCUUGCAGUUCACAGACUAGAAAUGUUCUUUCGAUGUAUAGAUCUAAAACUGCAACUAAUGUUAAAUACAGAAGACUCAUUAGUCUUUCCCCUAGUUCAUGACAAAACCACCAAGCGUGAGGUUUGUUUACUCAGGUUAGCACAUCUCAGAAAUGCUUUUAGAAGGUCUGACAUUAGUCUGCAUCAUCUUCAGGGCUGUAUCUUCAUCUGUGCUAUCACUCAAAUUGAUUGACAGGUGAUUCCCACCAGCAGGACAGCACCAUUUCUGCCCCCAAGCCCUAGACAGUCCAAAGUGUAGGGUAUAUAACUGGUGCCUCUCCGUUGAAGGCAACCAUAUCCUCAUCUUCCAGUGACACAGAUCGUCUUCAGCUCAUUAACAAUGCAGAAUGAACUCAAGAAGGCUUUGUUAAAAUACUGCUCAGUGCUCCCUAACUGUGUUAACUGAGCCGGUUACUCAAUGGGACGACAAGUACCGAUUACACCCCAUAUCCAUGUAACACGUAUGGAAUUCAGCUGGGAUUGGAACAAUGUUACAAAAUAAUGAACUACAGUUUAGGUGAAAAGUGACUUUAUUUCUAACACACAUUCCUUGGCUUGAUUGGAUGAAGUGUUACUAAACAUGGCAAGAAUCGCUGCCGGUUGUUUGAUUAAAAAAUAACUAACUAUUAUAAACAGCUUUACGCACUGAGAGGACUAAAGUAGUUAAAAAACAAAAAGUAUAAUCUAUUUGACAACUUUCAUUGUGGAACAUUUGACAGUGUUGUGAUAGACAAAGAAAAACAUUGGCAGUAUUUUGUCUACUGCCAUUAAAACACUUACAAUAGACUAGUUUUUGAAGUUUGCACCUUUUCUUUUCAUGUUAACAGAGUAACAGAAAUUAGAUAUGUGAGAUUGGAAAACUAUAUAUAU
Messenger RNA from Sinocyclocheilus grahami, 5277 nucleotides. Its product is annotated as inactive phospholipase C-like protein 1. Gene Ontology annotation, biological process: gamma-aminobutyric acid signaling pathway; regulation of synaptic transmission, GABAergic; release of sequestered calcium ion into cytosol. NCBI's taxonomy places the organism in Eukaryota, Metazoa, Chordata, Actinopteri, Cypriniformes, Cyprinidae. Bases 591 to 4055 code for a protein of 1154 amino acids. The record is from RefSeq and is a predicted model, not a curated record. The transcript is spliced from 9 exons. Gene Ontology annotation, molecular function: phosphatidylinositol-4,5-bisphosphate phospholipase C activity.